Molecule: messenger RNA, 396 nt
Organism: Scutellospora calospora
Lineage: Eukaryota; Fungi; Glomeromycota; Glomeromycetes; Diversisporales; Gigasporaceae
Source: the annotation of a GenBank genome assembly
AUGUCUUAUCGUAGCAUUGAUGUUGAUAUUAUAGACGAAGACCAAUUAGUUCAAGAAGAACUGUUUGCUUUCGUUGGCGGUACAGAAAUUGACUCAGAAGUAGCCUUAAAAGAUGUUCAAGCAAAAGCACUGACAACUGGCAUAGAAAAUCCGCCGUACGGUUCACAUAAGACUGACGCCAAGGAACAAAAUACAAAAAUUGUUAUGGAGGUCCUUAACUCUAUUAAAGCAACAGAUAUUCCCUCACUAGUUAAAAAUUUAACAUUAGAACAACAAGAUGUUUUAAUGAAAUAUAUUUAUCGUGGAAUGGCAUCACCAGAAUUGUAUAAUUCUGCCGUACUUUUAAAUUGGCACGAAAAGCUCACCGAAGUUGCUGGUGUUGGAUGUAUUGUACGG